GUUUUCAAACGAGAUGCUAGACAUUUUCUUAUUGGUGGUAAUAAUGUCAAUCACAAGAAUCAACAGUGAUACUUUUACAAUUGGAUAUUUGACAGGAUCACAGAGAAGACCAGGCGAUAGAGAAUAUUCUAGACCAGGACUUACCAUCUCAGGGGCCAUCUCCCUGGCAGUCGAAGAAGUGAACAAAGGAGUUUUCGGUAAACGUGGACACCAACUGGACUUCCUGGUUGCAGAAACGUACGGUGAAGAGAUCAUCAGCGUCCAGAAAACAGCAGAUCUGUGGACAAAAAACGUGUCAGCUUAUAUCGGUCCUCAAGAGACUUGCGAACACGAAGCCUUCAUGGCUUCUGCAUUUAAUGUCCCUAUGAUAUCAUACUUUUGCACACAUUUUGCCACAUCAGACAAGACAAAGUUUCCGACCUUUGCAAGAACAAGACCUCCAGAUACUCAAAUAUCUAAAUCGGUACUCUCAGUACUCACAGCAUUCAAUUGGACACAUGUAGUCCUGUUCUAUUUGAAGUCUCCAGAGUACGAGUUCUUCAACAUUGCGACUAUUUUGAAGGAUUCUCUGGAAUACUCUGGAAUAACCAUAGCAGCCAUGAAAUUUUGGGACACUCCGUAUCAUCACGGGUACAUGGAGAAUCCUUUCGUCAAAUUAAUAGAGGAGACAUACAUUUUUACACGAAUUUUUGUAAUCUUGGGUCAUCAUUAUGAACAUCUUGGAUUGAUGGUAGCCAUGGAACAGAAGAAAUUGUUUGAAAAAGGUGAAUAUUUUGUCGUGGGUGUUGACAUAGAACAGUACGACGACAAAAACCCUUCGAAGUACUUAAGAGGACUCCUAAGGGAUGCCGAUCUUCCCAAUGACCCAGUAGCACAGAAAGCCUACCAAAGCUACCUGGGAGUAGUACCAUCCAGUCCGGUAGGCUUCGAAAAUUUCACAGCCCUUGUUAAUAGCUACAUGGAGAAAGCACCUUUCAAUUUUCCCAACCCUUUGUCGUAUUUUGGGGGUGGUAAAUUGAUUCGAGCUGAAGCUGCCUAUCUGUACGACGCUGUCCAUCUCUAUGCCAAGGCUCUAAUGGAGGUAAUGGAUAGCGGAGGAGAGCCCAGGAAUGGAAGUGCUAUAAUCGAAGCUAUCAAAAAUACCCACUACAAAAGCGCCAUGGGCUACAUCGUGUACAUGGACGAAAACGGAGACGCCGAAGGAAAUUACACGCUGAUCUCCAGAAAACCCCUUCCAGGAAAACGGGAUCAGUACGGAUUGUUUCCCGUGGGAAUAUUCGCCCUGCCGCGUACGCACUCCAGAUUGCCGGUACUACAUUUGACAGCUACAAUCGACUGGUUAAAUGGAUAUCCACCAAUAGCGGAGCCAUUUUGUGGAUUUACUGGAGAAAAAUGCAUCACUCACACUGUAGAGAUAACAGGGGGCGUAGCUGGGGGUAUAAUAGUGAUAGUACUGAUAAUUUUGUUGGUACUAUACCGUAACUGGAGGUACGAACAAGAACUGGACAGUCUUUUAUGGAAAAUCGAUUUUAAAGAUUUAGAAAUUAAUGAUGAACCGAAUACAAGUCUUGUUGGAAAUAAACUACCAAAAAACAAUCAUCCCUUCAUCAGAACAAGCCAGGUAUCUCUAAGUUCCAACCCUGACGCUGACUUCAGAUAUUCAACAAUAUAUUCCCCGAUCGGCAUUUACAAGGGUAGAGUGUUUGCCAUCAAAAAAGUCCAUAAAAAAUCCAUAGACAUCACGAGGGAAAUGAAAAAAGAACUGAAAAUCAUGAGGGAUAUAAGACAUGACAAUUUGAACGCAUUUAUUGGUGCUUGUACUGAUCCGCCGAAUAUUUGUAUUAUAACAGAAUAUUGUACGAGGGGUAGUCUAAAAGAUAUCUUAGAAAAUGAUGAUGUCAAAUUAGACAAUAUGUUUAUAGCUUCAUUGGUAGGAGAUAUUUUAAGGGGCAUGAUAUAUCUGCAUGACUCUCCAAUAAGAUUUCAUGGUGCUCUACACAGUUCGAAUUGUUUGGUAGACUCCAGAUGGGUGGUCAAGCUCAGUGACUUUGGCUUGAGGGAGUUCAAAAAGGGUGCAGAAGAAUGCAUGAUGAAAGAUGCGACGAAAAUACGAGAAAAAUGUUGGAAUUUACUUUACAGAGCUCCAGAACUACUACGUCAACAAGAAUCCUUCCUGACCAAGGACCAGCCCACUGGGACCCAAAAGGGUGACGUUUACUCCUUCGGAAUAAUUCUCUUUGAGUUGCACGGCAGAAAGGGACCCUUUGGCAACAGCCCUUACACUUCCGCUGAGAUACUGAAUAAAAUUAUCCACUGCAGCAACCCCGCCAUUCCUUUUAGACCUCCAAUAGAUACCUUGGAAAAUAGUUUUGAUUUUGUGAAAGACUGCUUGAAAGAAUGUUGGGCAGAAUGUCCUGAAGAUAGACCUGAUUUCAAAAAUAUUCGUACCAAGCUUAGACCUCUCAGGAAAGGCAUGAAACCGAAUAUUUUUGACAACAUGAUGGCGAUGAUGGAGAAGUACGCCAACAAUUUAGAGGUAUUAGUCGACGAAAGAACCGACCAAUUACAGGAAGAAAAAAAGAAAACAGAUGCACUUUUAUACGAGAUGUUGCCGAAACCAGUGGCUGAUCAACUGAAAAAAGGAAAUAAAGUCAAAGCAGAGGGUUUUGAUAGUGUCACCAUCUAUUUCAGCGAUAUCGUUGGCUUCACGGCUAUGUCAGCUGAAAGUACACCCCUUCAGGUGGUGAAUUUUUUGAACGAUCUCUACACAUGUUUUGAUUCGAUCAUAGAACAUUAUGACGUAUACAAAGUUGAGACAAUUGGAGACGCCUACAUGGUGGUAAGUGGUCUGCCUAUCAAAAAUGAUUAUCAGCAUGCAGCAGAAAUUGCCUCAAUGUCAUUGCAUUUGCUUUCCGAAGUCCAGAAUUUUACGAUAAAGCAUAGACCAGGCCAGAAGUUGAUGCUGCGCAUAGGAAUACAUUCAGGCCCUGUAUGUGCCGGAGUAGUAGGACUGAAAAUGCCAAGAUACUGUCUAUUCGGCGACACUGUCAACACUGCCAGCAGAAUGGAAUCUACAGGGCAACCUCUAAAGAUUCACUGUAGCAAGACUUGUAGAGAUUUGCUCUCGAAACUUGGAGGAUACCAACUGGUAGAGAGGGGACUUGUAACCAUGAAGGGCAAAGGUAACCAGCAGACCUAUUGGUUAUUAGGAGAAGACCAGCAUUUCAGGAGAAUCAGAAAAGAUCUUCGUGAGAAAAGAAGAGCUGAAUUAAGUGGGAAGAUUGUGAGAACGUCACAUCCUGACAGCAAUGGCCAUUAUACAGUAACGAGAAGCUCUCUCAAGAACAAAAACGUCCUAAAAAGCCCUUUACCACGCUGUUCAUCUCUAGAAAGUCCGAAAAAGCUCCGUUUUGCCAGCGUCGAUCUCCAACAAACCCAAGCAGACAGCCAAUAUCUCGAAUCGAUCAGCGACAGCCCCCACAAAAUAGACCUGUCUCAACAUUGUUGCCAAGACAUUUGGAGGACAUCCUCAACUUCGUGCCCUUGCAUAGAAAACUUGGCAAACUCGGCGGCAGCUUUGGCUCAAAUGGCGCUGUUGUCGGACGAUCAGAAAUUGGCAAAACCUAUUUGUUACAGCGUGCCGACGCUGUACUGUCACUUGUCAGUGCCGUCAGGGGCUCCAACUCAAACUAUAUCUGCACCAACCAGUCCUAGAAGACAGGAAGUGGCGCUGUUGUCGAAAUAUUCUUGCGACAGUGAGGAUAUUGUUACUUGGGCUGAGUCAACGCCUUUGUUGAAGAUCACCAAGCCGCAGGAGUCGGAGACUUGUGUUUGACAGAUGUAGUAUUGAAGAAAUGGAAGGUAAGAUCUGUCCAGUGAGCGAAGUAACGUUUUGACAGACAACAUCCAAAAAAUUACAGAAAAUUCUCAAUUUUCCUAACAACUAUGUUGGACAGAUCUUUAUAUUUGCUGUUUUCUAGAUGAUUCCUAUUUAGAUGUUAAAACUAAAAAAAUACGCUCUCAAAAAUCAUGUUAUUCUAUCCCCAUUAAACCAUAAUAAGUAUUAAAUGUAUAAGUGUGUUUAAACAGUAUUUAAAAAAAACAAUAUAGCUCUUAAGAACAAUUCAAUAAUUUUUUGACAAACUUCCACACCACUGUAUCAUGAUUAGUCAGUUGUCAAUAAAUUAUUGAAGCGAAUUUAGUGAAUAAAAGUCAAUCUAGUCAAAAAAUUGUCAAUUGUUGUGGUAUAAAGGAGAUUUAUUAAGUAAUCUGUAAACCAUGGAUUUUUUCUUUAAUGCGUAACUUUUUGGUGCUCCUGAUUCAGCAUCUCAGUAUUCCUGCAGAAAGAAAUUUUCAAGUAAAUUAACAACAGAUGUCGCAUUACUACCAUUUUAAAAAUAUAUUACAUUUAUUAUUACAUUAUAUACAGUAUGUCCAUUGUGACCAUUGCAAUCUGGAAAACUAUAAGAGAUAAAAUGAUUACCCUCUAAUUUGGGAUAUCCUGUACAGUGUACAGGGAAACACCCCGUAUAGUAUAAUUUA
Sitophilus oryzae (rice weevil) is the source of this 4542-nucleotide messenger RNA. RefSeq names its product guanylate cyclase 32E. Gene Ontology annotation, biological process: receptor guanylyl cyclase signaling pathway; cGMP biosynthetic process; intracellular signal transduction. Bases 14 to 3835 code for a protein of 1273 amino acids. Lineage: Eukaryota; Metazoa; Arthropoda; Insecta; Coleoptera; Curculionidae. The record is from RefSeq and is a predicted model, not a curated record. The transcript has 23 exons. Gene Ontology annotation, molecular function: protein kinase activity; peptide receptor activity; ATP binding. Gene Ontology annotation, cellular component: membrane.